This is a messenger RNA of Cydia fagiglandana, 2461 nucleotides long. RefSeq names its product cold shock domain-containing protein CG9705. Gene Ontology annotation, biological process: regulation of mRNA stability. The record is from RefSeq and is a predicted model, not a curated record. The coding region runs from base 122 to 508 and encodes 128 amino acids. Lineage: Eukaryota; Metazoa; Arthropoda; Insecta; Lepidoptera; Tortricidae. Gene Ontology annotation, molecular function: mRNA 3'-UTR binding. The transcript is spliced from 3 exons. Gene Ontology annotation, cellular component: cytoplasm.
CUCUUUGAUUUUUUUUAUCUGUAUCCGGCCUUCGCUCGCAGCCUACAUCGUAUAUGGACGCUAUUUGAUUUAUAUCCUUUCUUCGAUUCGAUUACUAUUGCAGUAUUAGUUUUCCGAAACCAUGUCUAACGACUACGGUUUCAACAGCGAUGAUUCUCCUAACAAAACUAAUUCACACCUGCAACUUCCUAGUCCUAUUAUUACUCGCCGAAACCGGACCGCCUCUACAUCUGAGCGAGCCCUAGGAAACCCAUUAGAAAGCGGUAAAAUUAAGUCAUUUUGUCGCGCGAAAGGUCAUGGAUUUGUGACCCCUGAAAAGAGUGGCGAAGAUAUAUUUGUACACAUUUCUGACAUUGAAGGCGAGUAUGUGCCCCUGCCUGGUGAUGAAGUCAUUUACCGCCUCUGCCCCAUCCCACCCAAGUUCGAAAAGUAUCAAGCCGUUCAUGUCCGCAUAGUGCACCUGACUCCAGAGAAGCACCUCAAGUGGGAUGAACCACCCCCGCUGUAACUGUCUAAGAACAGAUUUGCCCAAUAUUUACACUUUGUUUUUGCGAUCAUCUCCCUUGCCAUAUCAGUCCACCAUGUUUUAAAUAUUGUAGAAGAACUUCUGUUCUGUCUUGUUUAGAUAAUAUUAUUUUUUGUUCAUACUCGGCAGCUCUCUGAAUCUCAUUAAAAAAUUGCUUUCAAUAUUUUUAAUACUGAAUAAAACAGAAACAUUUACACUAUAAUGUAAAGUUGAAGUUAUUUGAGAUAAUUGAGAUGAACAUAAUGUGCAAUAGCUGUUUUUACAAAAUAAAAUUUCUUACAUAGAAAUUAAGGUUGAUUAUUGAACACUGUAAACCUACCAUAAUAAUAUUAUCUAAGGUGACAGGAGACUGGCCUAAUAAUCUUAUCUCAACAUGAUCACAUGACACUAAACAUAACGAAACUCACAUUUUGUUUGAACAAAAUAAUGAUUUUAAGGUUUUAUUGCUAUAGUAUAUUGUACACAACAAAUUCAGUACUGAAAAAGUGAGAAGCCAAUAUUGUGGUGCUAAAUUUUUGAAGGUUUUACCAUCAUCUUAAGAUUUUGAUAUCAUUGUAGUCAUACUGAGUGGGUAACGGCUUCUUGCAUGUACUAUUAGAUGUGUAGUUGGACCACUAUCAAUAUCAACAUGAUGUAAAAUUAUUUUAAGCGGUGGGUAAACUUUGGAUGUGUCACAAAAUAGUAGUGACUAGUUCUGUUUCUACUAAGAUCAUUUUAGUGGUUUAGCAAGAGACAAGCUGAUGACUUUUUGACACAUUUUAAGUUUACACUCUGCAUAAGUUUUAAUUUCAUUGUUUAUCUGUAACAUUCCUGGCUUUGAGACUUAUUCCUUUAUUAUGCAGUUAUAGAAAUAUAACAAAAAAUAUAUUAUUGAUGGUUAGUGAGUUGGCAACUUUGUGUUGUGGUCUAACUUGCACAAAUAUAUAAAGUUUAUAAUUAGUAAUUUAAUUGAAAUGAAUUAUUUGGCCUAAAUGUAGCUUUAUAUUAUAUAUAGCCUGGAGUCAGUGUCUUAUGUUGCAUUGUUAAUUUAUUUAAAUGUAGACUAGCCACAGCCACAAGAGAAAGAAAUGUUACCAGACAUUACAUUAUAUUAAGUUGUCAGCAUCAUAUAGAUAAGAACGGCCAAAGGUUUUUCUUUACAAAGUUUAUUUCAGUUCAUAAUUUAUAUAUUAUAGUAGUGUGACUACUUAAAAACACAAAUCAAAAUAUAUAAUACAAUAAUUUUAUUUGUUCUGUUGUCUGUUUAUGUUUCUUUACUCUUGUGAUGUAGUAUAGAGUAUAGCACAAAUCAAUUGUGCCAUCAUUUGUGAUACGAUAGCAAUCAAAGAUCUAACGUUAUCACUACAUUAAGAUGUAUUUGCAAAUGUGUUUAAUUUUAUAGGUGUUGGUUCUUUACUCUUAAUGAAACGAUCAAUGAAUUUAAAAACGAUAAUAAAUUUAAUUCCCGUUUUAUACCUCCUCCAUUCCAUAAAGCAUUUUACAGUACUUAUUCAAAUAUUUCAAUAUUGUGUAUGAAAAUUACGAACAAUAAAUGAAUAUUAUUAAUGUGUUUUAAACAUAUUUAAAGUUAUUAACUAUGGGUGGGUUGCUAUAUUUGUAGGGCUAAGAUGGUCUGCUCUUAAUCAUUUGUCACCAUGCCUGUCACGUUCUUACAAAUAUGUAAGUGCGAAAGUGACGCAUGGCAUUACAGGUGAUAAUAAUGCGACCAUGAUACCGCUUCUGAUUCUAAUAUACGUUGACAAUACGUAAAUCAACGUUACUUUUGUAAUAUUGUUCGGUUAUAUAACAGUUACUAGCUGUUGCAACAACCCGCCCUUUUUGCAGUAUUUUAUUUGUAAUUCCCCUCUACUUUUGUAUGCCAUGCUUGAGUUAGCUAACCGUACUUAGUAUUGUAAUUAUAGAUAUGACAGCGAAUAUAAUAUCUAUGUGUAAGCA